UGAAAUAUAGUUAAAUAAAUGAGUCUUCCCAGACUUGUGCCAGCUCGUACCCAUCUAGUAUCGAUCGAUAUGAGAAAAUAGUUCGGGCCAUUUAGUAGAAUGUAAGCUAAUAUGCGAAACACUCGCUUAUCUAAAUUCUCGCAUUGCAAUGAGUUCAUCAUCACUUAAUAUUGAGAGUAUUCGUUUUUUAAACACAUACAGGUUAGAGUCGCAGAAUCCGUUUAACGCCGAAAAGGUGUACAAAAUUUUAAAAGCCGUCCUCGAUGAAGCGAUGGAAAAUAUGACGUACGAUCCGGAGAAAUGUGCGAAUCAGGCCAAAUGGGCAUCUAAUCAAAUAAAAUCGGACGUGAAAAAACUGGAAUUUGACAGGUAUAAAAUAAUAAGCCUUGUAACAUUUGGAGAACGUCACGAUCAGGAUGUUAAUAUGUCAUGCAGCUUCCUAUGGGAUCACGAAAAAGACAAUUUUGCCAUGUACACCUCAGAAACUAAUACCGUUUUCGGAGUAGCCCUUUGUUUCGGAAUUUACUACGAAUAAACUUAACCGAAUGUUAUGUUUAAAUAAACAAUUUGAAAAAUGCUA
Molecule: messenger RNA, 580 nt
Organism: Aethina tumida (small hive beetle)
Lineage: Eukaryota; Metazoa; Arthropoda; Insecta; Coleoptera; Nitidulidae
Product: dynein light chain Tctex-type 5-like
Exons: 3
Coding region: 149-535 (128 amino acids)
Biological process (GO): microtubule-based movement
Cellular component (GO): cytoplasm; cytoplasmic dynein complex
Molecular function (GO): dynein intermediate chain binding
Source: RefSeq, a predicted model, not a curated record